AUGGCGGAGAGGCCCGUCGCGCCGGUGCGCUCCAUGGACGACGGCUUCUGGCUGGAAAGGGACCACCACGACGACUCCGCCGCCGCCUCCGACGACGCCAUCGUCUCUGCUUUCCUCGUGUGCGACGGUGACCUUCAGGCAAUACGGGACCUGCUGAUGGGGUACCAGGACCAGCACGGACAAGAUCAGCAUGCGCUUCUUCUUCACGACGACCAUCACGACGACUCCGCCGCCGCCGCCGCCGACGCGGUCGUCUCUACUUACGUCGUCAGCGACGAUGACGUUCAGGCAAUACAUGACCUGCUGAUGGGGUACCAGGACCAGCUCGGAGAGGAUCAACAGGCGCUUCUUCUUCACGGCGACCAUGGACAUGGAGACGACGCGCAGAUGAUGCUACACCCCACGAGGCACAUCCCGCGGUUUCUUGGAGGUUCGGCCCCGCACUUCGUCGCCGCAGGGAUGACGGCCGGCUUCAUGCGGGUCGCCGCCGCGGACGCUCCGCAUCAAGAACAAGAAGGAGGAGGAGAGAGGCACAUCCUGGUGCACUACCGCUACACCCGCUUCUCGGCCGCAUCGUCGUCGGACGGCAGCAUGGAAGCGCGCGGCAGCACGAGAGAGCAUCAGCUCCGGUUCAUCACCGCCGCCGGCCACGGGGCCAGGUCGCUGGACUGGGCCGGCGCCUCGCUGGCGCACCUCAUAUACCCUGACGGCUGCAGCAAGCGGCUCCGAGAGCUAUGGACGAGCCUGGCGUCUCAGGUGAGCCUCCCGCCGGGCGCCGUGCGCAUCGAGGUGUUCGUCGACGUCGGCAUCCUCCGGCGGGCCAACAGCACGGACAGCAUGGACCACAUGCGCGCCGCCCUGGAGGACAUGAUGGAGAAGCCGUGGCCCACCCGCUUCACCGGCAUGGAGCUCAACCUGCCGGAACCGGUGCGGUGCGGCCACGACGACAACGACACGGAUGGCGGACAGAGGCCGGCGAAGCGAAGGAGGGUGGUGGCCACCGAGGACGAGGAGAGCUGCAGCGUCUGCUACGAGCUUCUCAAGGGCGACGACCUCGCGGCGUGGCCGGGAUGCGGCAAGCCCCACGUCCUCCAUGGCGCGUGCAUGCAGGCCGUCCUCGAGAGCAACCCGCUGUGCCCCAUGUGCAGGCGCGAUCUCUACAUCAAGCCCAAAUUCUAA
This is a messenger RNA of Lolium rigidum, 1179 nucleotides long. RefSeq lists its product as uncharacterized. The transcript is spliced from 2 exons. The record is from RefSeq and is a predicted model, not a curated record. Lineage: Eukaryota; Viridiplantae; Streptophyta; Magnoliopsida; Poales; Poaceae. Bases 1 to 1179 code for a protein of 392 amino acids.